AUGAUUGCUGCAGUAUGGAAAUCUUUAAUCCUUAUGGUAGCUUUUGCGGUAUUAGUAUCAUCAAGGAUACACAAAUUGCCUCUUGUGGAUGAUGAACGUCACUAUGUAGAUUUAACUACUUUUGGAUUUUUCCAAGGUGGUAUCCUAGAUGUCCAUAUGAUUAAUUUUAAAUUACCAUCGGGUCCAGUACUAGGCCAGUAUGGUUUUACACUGGACAGAACAGUCAAUGAUGCAAUUAACCCAUACUUGGAAGUACAUUCAGAUACAUGUAUAUUAAAAGGAGUUGAGACAAAUGAAGCUUUAUUAUCCCCACACCACCCUGCUAUUGUCUUCUUAAAAUUGGAUUUUCAGAAUCUCAGAAUCAACAUCACAUGUGAGGGCGAAGUGACAGCACUGCAUUUAUACCAGAAUAGGUCAAUGAUCCCAAUAGACAGAAUUAAAAGACAGUCGCAGUAUAUAUUUUUGAAUAGACGACGAAGGGCUGCUCUAGGGUUGGAGAAAACAGUUCAAACAUUAGGACCUCAAUGUUCUUAUGCUGUACUACCAAUAACAAAAGAAACACGAAAUGGCUUUGAUUACUACAACACAAGCUUCGCCAUGUAUGUUGCAUCGGACAAGGAAGAAGGACUAUAUAACUUGUAUUUCCACAACUGUCCUGAUAAGGGACCAGAUCCUGAUCCCACAAUUAAUGCCUUGAUAGAAAUAUAUGAAACUAACGAUGGUAACUUUCUCUCCGCCGGUGAGAUGCCACUGCCGGCUUUGUACAGCAUGAUGUCACUUAUAUUCUUCUUAAGCGCUGGUUUCUGGACUUUUAUUCUUAAAACGAGUCGCCACAAAGUCUACAGAAUACACAUAAUAAUGUGCGUGCUGGUGUAUUUGAAAGCAAUGUCACUUGCAUUCCAUGGGAUCAACUAUCAUUUUAUACAAACACGUGGAGAACAUGUCACUGCCUGGGCAAUAUUGUACUAUAUUACCCACUUGUUAAAAGGUGCUGUAUUAUUUGUGACAAUAAUACUAGUUGGUACUGGUUGGAAUUUUAUAAAACAUAUCCUAGCUGAUCGCGAUAAGAAAAUAUUUAUGAUAGUCAUACCGUUGCAAGUAGUAGCCAAUGUAGCAGAGAUAAUAAUAGCUGAAAGUGAAGAGGGCGCAGUUGAACAUAACGCGUGGAGGAUACUACUUAUGUUUGUUGAUAUGCUUUGUUGCGGGGCGAUUAUGUUCCCAGUAGUUUGGUCAAUUCAUCACCUAGAGGACUCCUCAACGACAGACGGCAAGGCUGCUGUCAAUUUGCGAAAGUUGAAAUUAUUCCGACAUUUCUAUUUGAUGAUCUUGUGUUACAUAUAUUUCACAAGGUUUAUAGUAACCAUACUUGAGAACACAGUACCAUUCCAAUACUCGUGGAUAGACGAGAUGUUCCGCGAAAUGGCAACUUUUGUGUUCUUCGUUAUGACGGGGUAUAAGUUCCGGCCUGCCGCCGCUAAUCCUUACUUUACUCCUACGUAUGACGACGUCGAACCUAAAGUAAUAUCGGAAAUUGGUGUUCUCGACGGCGUAACUAACCGUGAGAAGAGACGCGAAGACAUGCAACCGUUGAUGCAAGAGAAUUCCGAUUGA
This is a messenger RNA of Leptosia nina, 1611 nucleotides long. NCBI's taxonomy places the organism in Eukaryota, Metazoa, Arthropoda, Insecta, Lepidoptera, Pieridae. The record is from the annotation of a GenBank genome assembly.